AUGGCGAGCCGAACGAUCACGCGACGUCGAGGUGCUCGAGGGCAACUGGUGCUCUACAACCCGCACACGGUGACCAAUGAAGUGGCUCAAGAGCUCGAAGGCGUUUACGGCUUCCAACCAAAAGGCAAGUGA
Messenger RNA from Peronospora matthiolae, 132 nucleotides. The record is from the annotation of a GenBank genome assembly. Lineage: Eukaryota; Oomycota; Peronosporomycetes; Peronosporales; Peronosporaceae.